AUGUACAUGCUAUCGGGGCCACCAUUCAGGGUUGACCCCGACGACCCUCAGUGUGUGCUGGAUAGAGGAGGCGAGCAGGUGGAACUCAUGGGCUCCUCGCGGGAGAUCCUGGCAGAGCUGGCCACCCAGCCCCAGUGGCAGGACACGGAGGUUGCGUAUGUCUCCAGGACUGAGUACCCGCAGUGGGCCAAUGCAUGCCUCAAGGCUGCCACGGGGAUUGCCUUCAAGGACAUGCUCUUCUUUGACAACGAGUCCUGGAACAUAAAGGUUUCGAGACUUGGGGUGGUCUCAAUAUACACCCCCCAUGGGAUGACAUCCGAUAACUGGGAGUAUGGUCUGGCAGAGUUUAGAAAGAAGGCCUCGCAACAAUGA
Molecule: messenger RNA, 372 nt
Organism: Auxenochlorella protothecoides
Lineage: Eukaryota; Viridiplantae; Chlorophyta; Trebouxiophyceae; Chlorellales; Chlorellaceae
Exons: 4
Coding region: 1-372 (123 amino acids)
Molecular function (GO): acid phosphatase activity
Source: RefSeq, a predicted model, not a curated record